ACGUGGCUGCUGCACUGCCCAGCACCGUGGCCCUUUCCCCUUCCCGUUCAGCGCGGUUGCGAUGAAGACGAUGAAGAAGUGAGGAGGAGGAGGAGGCAGUGGCGGCCGUGGCGGCGGCGGCGGCGUCUGUGGUGGAGGGAGGAGGAGGAGGAACAUGGCGGCCGGUGGCGGCGGCGGCCCCGGCAGCGCUGCUCGGGACGGCCAGUUUCUGGAAGCUUUGGCUAGAUCACAGUUCAAGAAAGAUGGAGGAUUUAAAAAUAAUUGGAGCUUCGAUGAUGCAGAAGAAAGUGAAGGAGAUGCAGAAAAAGAUGAUACAAAUCCCCUCAGUAUAGAAGAAGAUAAUGAGUCUGACACUUCAGAAGGAAAGAAGUCACAACAUUGUCGAUCUGAAGCUGUUGGUACUAGUUCUGGUGACAUCUUAAAGACUUAUGUAAGACGAAACAAGAUUGGAAACUUCAGAACUUUGAAAGGGAACUCAAUGGGUCUUAAUAUGUUGAGCAACAACAAGAAACUGAGUGAAAAUUCAAAAAAUAUUUCACUAUGUUCUGGGACCAUAGUGCAUGGUAGACGUUUUCAUCAUGCUAAUGCGCAGAUACCAGUAGUAAAAACUGCAGCACAGAGCAAUCUGGAUCAAAAAGAAAGGAAAGAAUACCCCCCUCAUGUUCAAAAAAUAGAAAUUGACCAUAUUAGGUUGCCACGGCCCCAAGGUAUAGAAAGCAUAAUAGAGAAAACAGAAGAGUCUGAAACAGAAUCAGAGUCUGAAAUCAAGAGGAAAGUACAACCAAAACGUCACUGCAAUUCAUACCAGUCUGAUUUCCAACUGUCUCCUGCUUCAAAAAAAAAUUUAACCCAUUUAGAGGUUUCUGCACAAAGUGAAUAUUGUCCACAAUGUGGGAAAGAAAGAAAAAAUCUGACCAAAUGCCAAAACUGUGGGGUUACUUUUUCUAAAGAUUUACAAAGAAAUUGUAGGCAAGCAUUAAAUGAAGCAGCAGUACCUUUAUCACGAACAUCCAUUCAUCAUAAUUCAGGAGGACAAAAGUCUCAAAACACUGGACUAAAUGCCAAAAAAUUUUAUGGCAAUACUUUGGGAAAGGUUCCAGUUGAUAUUAUUGUGAGUCAUGAUUAUGGUGGACAGAAUUUUCUACAGUCAAAUGGAAAAAUCCUUUUACCUGGUGCAAAAAUAUCCCAUAUUGCAAGCUUAAGAAAACGGAGUACAAAACCAUCUGAUCUAAAUGAUCCAAUAAUUUUGUCCAGUGAUGAUGAGGAUGACAUUGACAGUGGGAAUACUAACAGAAGAGAAAGCAUAUCACCUCGGCCUGCAGAUUCAGCACGUUCUUCCCCAGCACCCUCUACAGGAAAAGUAGAAGCUGCACUGAAAGAAAAUAGCUGUGGAUUAGAACAUAGAGGGAGAAGUACUGCAACAGAAUCAGAAUUGGUGGUCACAAUACCAAGAAAAGCAAGAAUGAAAGAUCAGUUUGGCAAUUCUGUACCAAAUACACCUCUAAAACGUCGUAAAGUUGCUUCUCCAGAAACUUUAGUUGAUACUACACCUUUAAAUUUCCAAAGUCACUUUGAAAGUGUUAUUUUGAAUUGUCGGAGUAUACGAAUAGGAACUCUGCGUCGAAUGGUAGCAGAGCCUGUAAUUCACAAACCUCCUGGGAAUACAUAUACUUUAUUUUGUUUAGAUUUUAUCAAGAUUCAUCUGGAGGAGUUUGAAAGUGGUGAUAUACAAGAGAUUGAUUUAAAAACCUCUGAACUUACUAAAUGUGAAUGGUGUAGUGUCAGAAAAUUACCUGUAGUAUUUCUCCAAACAAUACCAGCUGCUUGUCAUAGUCUGAGAAUGCAACUGAAGAUGAAUCGAGAAAGAGAUAAUUCUUGGUAUGAUUGUGAAGGAGAAAGUCCUGAAGAACAAUAUAUCAUUUUAAUUUUUGAAACUGGCCUUGAUACACAGGCAACUAUAGUAUUUGAAAAUAUCAUUACUGAAAUUGGUAACAGAAAUAAUAUUCCUGAUUUUUUUGUGAAAAUCUCCUUUGAAGAAGCCAAUGGAAGACUUGUUGCUUUUACAAAAACUUAUGAAGAAGUUUCCAAAGCAAGUUCUCUGCAAAAAGAAAGCAAAAUAAAAAAUGUUUCAUUUGAACCUAAAAUACAAUUAAGAAAUAUAACACCACAGUUCCAGUUUUUUGACGAGGAUGAGGAAAUUGGAGAACCACAUACUGUCUUUAUUGGCCCUAUUGAAAAAUUGAUAGUAUAUCCACCACCUCCAGCUAAGGGAGGCAUCUGUGUUACUAAUGAGGAUCUGCACUGUCUAAAUGAAGGAGAAUUUUUAAAUGAUGUUAUUAUAGAUUUUUAUUUAAAGUAUUUGGUACUUGAAAAACUGAAUAAAGAAGAUGCUGAUCGAAUUCAUAUCUUUAGCUCCUUUUUCUAUAAACGCCUUAAUCAAAGAGAGAGAAGAAAUCUUCAUGAAACAACAAAUCUCUCAAUACAGCAGAAGCGACAUGGGCGUGUUAAAACAUGGACUCGACAUGUAGAUAUUUUUGAAAAGGAUUUUAUUUUUGUUCCCCUCAAUGAAGCUGCACAUUGGUUUUUGGCUGUUGUUUGUUUUCCUGGCUUGGAGAAACCCAAAUAUGAACCAAAUCCUCAGUACCAUGAAAAUAUUGCCAACCAAAAAAGUUCAGCUGCAGAGGAUAGCUGUACUUCUUCCUCUUCAUCAAAUGAAAUGGAUAGUUUGCAAAACUCUCCUGCCAAGCCUGUAAUUAAGAAAAUACCAAACAGAAAGCAUAACAUGGCUUUAAUUGACUCAAGCAUUAUAAAUGAAGAAAGUGACUUACACUGUCAGAGGAGCCCUUGUAGUGGAAAAAGUGUUCUGAAAAAAGUAAAUCAUAUUGAAUGUGAAACUAAACUAGAAUCUGCUUGUCAGAAACUUGAUAAUAGGACUAAAGAUGAGAAUGGCGUGCAAAAUGAAUUUCUACCUUCACAUCAUACAGAUGGUUUGAACAGAAUCAGAUUAAACUAUAGUGAUGAGCCAGCUGAUAUUGGCAAUAAAUUGCUUGAAGAUGAACUUAUUGACUUCUCAGAAGAUCAGGAUAACCAGGAAGAUAGCAGUGAUGAUGGGGGUCUUGAUGAUACCUGCAAUUCUGAAUUAGGACAGUGGCAUUUAAAGCCUACUAUCUGUAAGCAACCCUGUAUCCUGCUUAUGGAUUCACUCAGAGGCCCUUCUCGGUCAAAUGUUGUAAAAACACUAAGAGAGUACUUGGAAGUAGAAUGGGAAGUAAGAAAAGGAAGUAAAAGAAGUUUUUCCAAAGAUCUUAUGAAAGGCUCUAAUCCAAAAGUACCACAGCAAAAUAACUUCAGUGAUUGUGGAGUAUAUGUAUUGCAAUAUGUGGAAAGCUUUUUUGAGAAUCCAAUUUUGAAUUUUGAACUUCCAAUGAAUUUGACAGACUGGUUUCCUCGCCCAAGAAUGAAAACUAAACGAGAAGAAAUCCGGAACAUAAUCUUAAAACUACAGGAAGAGCAGAGCAAAGAAAAGAAGGGAAAUAGAGACAUUAAUUUAUCAGAAGCAUCUUUACAGGAAAAAGCAGAUCAAUAUAUCAACAGCAGCUCAGACUGAACUUUUCUGUUGCAUGUUAGCUCUCCUGUCAGAAACGGAAUGUUUUUACAACUUCAGCUAAAUAGACUAAAGAACUGAAGUGUUUCACUACUCAGAAUAGAUUGGGAAUGUUGAAAAAUAAAAAAUUUGUACAAAUGUGUCAUAAUUGAUUCCCAAAGGAGUAUGUAUUAAGUAAAAUUCUGUAAAUAUGUUAAUGAAGCCAAUUUUUCCAGCAUUUGUAAUUAAUUUUUUCACUUGUUAGGAAGCUUUUGUUAUGUAUUUUCUGUUAAUAGUACUUAAUAGCAACUUCUAAACUUAAAGACAAAUAAAAAGAAAAUACUUAUA
Molecule: messenger RNA, 3931 nt
Organism: Sarcophilus harrisii (Tasmanian devil)
Lineage: Eukaryota; Metazoa; Chordata; Mammalia; Dasyuromorphia; Dasyuridae
Gene: SENP6
Product: SUMO specific peptidase 6
Exons: 25
Coding region: 155-3607 (1150 amino acids)
Biological process (GO): protein desumoylation; regulation of spindle assembly; regulation of kinetochore assembly
Cellular component (GO): cytoplasm; nucleus
Molecular function (GO): SUMO-specific endopeptidase activity
Source: RefSeq, a predicted model, not a curated record